Hypoxylon fragiforme is the source of this 1568-nucleotide messenger RNA. RefSeq lists its product as uncharacterized. The record is from RefSeq and is a predicted model, not a curated record. NCBI's taxonomy places the organism in Eukaryota, Fungi, Ascomycota, Sordariomycetes, Xylariales, Hypoxylaceae. The transcript has 3 exons. The coding region runs from base 347 to 1252 and encodes 301 amino acids.
GUACAGCCCCUCUAUAUCAAACAUUGAAUUACCUGCCAGGUGCGUACCAUACCUAUACAUAAUAGGUACAGUCCUAAUAACCAUCGUACUUGCUUCAUCAUUAAUUUACAGGCUGCUCUUGUUUUGCUAUUUCAACAGUUCAUCAUCUUUUUUUUUUUUCUACAUUUUGCUUUUUAUCUUUCAAUUUAGGUCCAGUUGUCCUAUAUCUUCCAGGGCUAUCUAUACUGUAUCUUAAUUGCAUAUCCCUACAUAAUUUUCAACACAGGAUAUAUAUUCUGAAUAAAUUGGACAUCAGCCGGCCAAGCGAAUACGAUCAUAAUUCUAAUAGACAAAGCGAGUCAGUAAGAUGGAUGCCUCGCCAAAUAAACGUCGCGCCUUAGGCCCUAUCGACGUCAACUCGAGAAUCACGGCAGCAUCCUCGAAACUUGAAGUGGCCAAGUUAUGUAGUCCGGUGGAGGGUAAGGCGAAGAGAUGCCUCGAUGACGAACCCAAGCAACUGCAGCAUCAACAACGGCCAUCAUCACAGCCAAUCAAGAGGCAACGUCUCUCCAUGGAUGGAGAUGCUCAACCGAUAACCGCAGAUGAGGAGCUUGGUGGUAGUGGGGGUCAUAAUGAUGAUAAUGAUGGGAAUGAUGGCAACGAGGGUGCAGGUGGUGAUAGUGAUGUGCCGGAAUGCCAACGAUCAGAUACACCGGACGAGGACUCGUCAAUGUUUGACAACUCUGUCAUAGACACGUCUCUGGCCACCACGGUAACAGAGCCGGACACAGAGGAAGUGGCGCCCGCGCCCACACCCGCGCCUGUACCCGUGCCCGCGCCAGCUCGUCAGCGCUCUCCCAUGUCCCGCGAGGAAGCCCGAAGAAAAGCAGAGAUGCUGCGAUUAAGACUAGGUCUUGCCAGCUACAAAGUCCGAACGGGGCAAACGGACGUGCCCCUUGACCAGCUCAAGGUAAAGCCGUUGUUGGGCGCCAACAAAUCUAUACGGCAUGGGCAACCUUCGUUACCGCCUCUGCCGCGGACGGCACGCGUUAAUGGUGAUAGCGGUGCGCUGGCCCUACCUCACAUGGUAGCGCCGCUUCGACGGAAUGAUGUUCACGAGCAGGUACAUCUACCGGUGUCGAGUCCGUCAACGAGUUUGCCGGUGCUAUUACCCAAUUCGCCUCUUGAGCGGCAAGAAGAAGAAAACAAGGUACUUGCAAGCAGUGUUACGGGCAUUGCUGCCAGGGCGUUGAGUUUGUCUCGAAGCUGCUGAUGGUUACCGACUGGCAGUAGUGGAUUACUGUAAUAUAAGGAAGAUGGGAAAUCAUUUAUUGGUGUUAUGCAUUUUGCCUACUUAAACAUCUUCACUAUCUAUCUACAUACUAAGGAAGUACUGCCUAGUGGGUAGAUACUAGGUACAUGACGGAUAGUACUCAUUCAAGGUCAAGGGAUAAAAAGGUCCAAAGGGCAGGCGCAAAGGUGCUUGCUAGGGUCAGCUAGGGUCAGGAAGGCGGGUUAAAAAAGCAUACGGUUAUAGAAAUGGCAAGAGCUGAUAUAGCAAUAUUAGAUGCAUCUUCCUUCGUCUUAAA